CUUAUACUCUUUGGAAUUAGAAAACAAAACAAUAAAAAAGGAGCCUUUACUUGUUCCAACACUUCUAUCUGAGUUGUAAAUUUGUUUUAGAAAGAAAGAAUUAAGAAAGAUAGUACUAGUAGACUAGUAGUCGUGGUCUCGUGGAGAAGGAAAAGAAGUGGUAAUGGGGAAGAAGCAAUCGUACAUAGGUAUAGCAGUUCCUUCUGAAAUCAUAAAUUCUCUCUCUUCUUCCUCCCUUCAAUCUCUUGUUGAAUCUAAAAAACCAAAAAAACAAAGUCAAUGUAGUACCCUUAGCUUAAGCAUAAGGCUCAUGAAGAAUCCUAACCCAUUCUUGUGGUUCAUCAUUCUCUUCCUCGUCGCUUUUCUCGGAAUGACCCAGCUUUACUUUAAUCUCAGUCUGCAGCCCUUGACCCAGUUGUUCCCCGAUCACUGUAACCAGCUACUGCUUAACAACAACAACAACAUCAUAAACAACAACAACAUCAUCAACAACACAAAGCAGGUGAAUGGUUCUUUCUGGAAGCAGCCGGAUAGUAAUGGAUACAGAGCGUGUUUGGAAUUAAGCUCAGAAUAUAGAAAAACAAGCAGGGAGAUAGCGAGAGACAAAGAGAGGAGUAAGUAUGUAAUGGUGGUUGUUAGUGGUGGAAUGAACCAGCAGCGCAAUCAGAUUGUUGAUGCUGUUGUUAUUGCUAGAAUUCUUGGAGCUGCACUCGUUGUUCCAGUCCUUCAAGUCAACAUCAUUUGGGGAGAUGACAGCGAAUUCUCUGAUAUAUUCGACUUGGAGAACUUCAAACGGGUGCUUGCAGAUGAUGUAAAAAUAGUAUCAUCAUUGCCUUCAACGCUGUUGAGGACAAGACCAGCUGAAGAGAAUCAAACUCCUUUUGAAGCCACACCACAGUGGAUUCGCCAACACUACCUUGGACGGCUGAGAAAGCAUAAUGUUUUGCUGUUACGUGGUUUGGAUUCCAGGCUCUCUAAGGAUCUCCCAUCUGAUCUUCAGAAACUCCGGUGCAAGGUCGCGUUUCAAGCGCUCAAAUUUGCUCCCCACAUUCUACAAUUUGGGACCAAGAUUGCUGAGAGGAUGAGCAACAAAGGUCCUUAUGUAGCUCUUCAUCUGCGCAUGGAGAAGGAUGUGUGGAUAAGAACUGGCUGUUCACCCGGAUUGAGCCCAGAGUAUGAUGACAUGAUAAACAAAGAGAGGUUGCAACGCCCUAAGCUCCUUACUGCCAAGUCCAACAUGACUUCCCAUGACAGAAAGCUUGCUGGUCUUUGCCCCUUGAAUGCCCUCGAGGUCGCUAGAUUGCUCAAAGCUCUUGGUGCUCCAAAAAGUGCUAGAAUAUACUGGGCUGGAGGACAACCUCUUGGUGGCAAAGAUGCCUUGCUUCCUCUCAUCACCGAAUUCCCUUACUUGUACAAUAAAGAAGAUCUUGCGCUUCCUGGUGAAUUAAAGCCAUUCGCAAAUAGAGCUUCCUUCAUGGCCGCCAUCGACUAUAUAGUCUGCGAGAAGAGUGAUGUGUUCAUGGCAUCUCAUGGGGGAAACAUGGGACAUGCUAUCCAGGGACACAGGGCUUAUGCAGGGCACAAAAAGCAUAUAACUCCCAAUAAGAGACACAUGUUGCCCUACUUUCUGAAUUCUACUCUGCCUGAAAUUGAGUUCAACAAAAUUGUAAAGGAACUCCAUCGAGACUCUUUAGGGCAACCAGAAUUCAGGACAAGCAAACCAGGAAGAGAUGUUACCAAGUAUCCGGUGCCAGAGUGCAUGUGCAAUACUGUGGACAGAGAGUCAUCUGUUUGAAGACUCAAGCUUUUGCAUUAAUAUUUGAAGAGACUCGACAUAGUUAGUGGCUUCUUGAUGAACUCUUUCGGGAAAGGACGCUGAAGAAUUAUUUGAAGAGAGCUAUGACAAACAUUACAGCUGACUAGAAUAGCCAAAUAUUUAUAGUGAAGCUCUCUAUUCUCCGCAGCUCAAGAGUGGAUCCUUGGUGCACAAUAGUGCAAGGUUAUUCCAUCAUUCUUUUCAUUCUUUAUAGAUUUUGUUUGAAUAGUACACGAUGUAUCACUGUUAUAUUUUUUGUUACCACAUCCUAUACUUGUAAAUUUGUACAGAUAAAAACAAUAAACACAGUCUACCAACAUUUGAUUCUUUCCUUUCUAAUUAAAACUUGUGUAUCUAUUUUACUUCAA
Molecule: messenger RNA, 2184 nt
Organism: Beta vulgaris subsp. vulgaris (sugar beet)
Lineage: Eukaryota; Viridiplantae; Streptophyta; Magnoliopsida; Caryophyllales; Amaranthaceae
Exons: 6
Coding region: 164-1795 (543 amino acids)
Cellular component (GO): cytoplasm
Source: RefSeq, a predicted model, not a curated record